AGUGAUCCACUGACCAAUACUACUCUUAUUUACACAAACUUGAAUUAGAGGUAAAGAUCUAAAAAUAACCAGUUGGUCAAAACUGAUUUUACGUAAGGUGCAAAACUCAAACUGUAAAUUUAUUUAUUCAUAAUUUUUUGCCCUAAAAGUGACUCUUCUUCUCUGUACUUCAGAGUAGAAGUGUUGACAUGUGAUGACUUGUAGCAGCACUGCGUCUGGUUUGGCAGUCAGCUUGAAUCAGGAAGUCUCAGAGGGAACAUGUGGUUUGGCUGUGCUUCUGUCAGGGAAGAAGAGCUGCAGGUUUAGAGCGAGGAACACCUCUGUCCUCUUGUGCUCCAAACAGAAUGAACAAAUCUUGCACAGGCAUCAACUUUAACUUUGAAAAGCAGUUCCUGCCUCCCGUCUACUCCUGCGUGUUCAUCGUCGGGCUGCUUGCUAAUGGAUGGGCACUCAAGUGUUUGCUGCAGAACUGGAAGAAACUCGGAUGUGUCAACGUCUUUGUUCUUAACCUCGGACUUGCUGACAUUCUCUACCUGCUCACCCUUCCGUUUCUCAUGGUGUACUACAUCAAAGAUGAAUGGAUAUUUGGACAAACUGCCUGUAAGAUUACGAGAUUUCUUUUCAGUGUGAACUUGUACUGCAGCCUUGCAUUCCUCACCUGUAUCAGUGUGUACAGGUACCUGGCCAUAGUGCAUCCGAUGAGAGUGCACGGAAGAAUGACUGUGACUCGUUCAGUAGCGAUCUCAGCUUUGGUUUGGACCUUGGUGAUUGUUCAAAGUUUCCCAGAUGUCUUCUAUCUCAAAACAAAUGCAAACAAGUCUGGCUGCUUUGACACCACCGCCACGGAGUAUGUUGAGGAUUACAUGAGGUACAGCCUGGGGUGGACUUUCACCGGCUUCGUUAUCCCGUCUGUCAUCACACUGGGCUGUUACGGACACAUAAUUGUUGUUCUCUGCCGCAAAAAUAACGUGGAUAAAGCGUUAAAGGGAAGAACCCUGAAGCUGAUGAUCGUCUUGAUCGUUCUCUUCUCUGUUUGCUACAUUCCCUAUCAUGUCUUCAAGAAUUUAAACCUCUGGUCAAGAGUUCUGCAGAAACAAGACAAAUGCUUCAGAUGGUUCAAUGGGGUCUACAUCACACAUCAGAUGUCUCGGGGUCUCGUGUCUCUGAACAGUGCUCUAAAUCCACUGGUUUACCUCUUCGUCAGUGAGGACAUAGCUGUUCAGAUCAGAAAACUGCACGAUGGAUUUCGUCGACUUUCCUCUAUUCUGUUCACUAAUGGUCAAAACUAUCCUUUGUCUGUCUAAAAUGUUUGACUGUUUUGUUUUCUCUCCUUCUGCAGAUCAAAAACCUGUAAUUAUCACUGAAGUUAACUGCUGGAUCGAGCAGAAAAAUCUUUAACACUUUACUAACUGUAAAAGUCUGUUCAUGGAAUGACACAGCAAGCCAGAUUCCAGAACAAACUUCACCCAACAAACUAGUCUUAUUGACGUUUAUACUGAUGUAUUAGCAGGUUAUUACUGUAAGGUUAAGAAAAUGCAAUAUUAUAAUUGUUAUAAAUAUUAGUGUGUGGACGAUAAAAUCCCGGAUUGUUCUGAUGGUCCGAUUGACUCCGAUUGGUCUCAGACGUGUGGCGUUUUUGAGUAUCUCAUCGUUUGGUACAAAUGACUGGUUUGUUUAGCUUCUCUUUUUUUUAAGGAAACCAGCAGUACUUUAGAUUGUAAAGAUUUCAAAAGAGGCUCUAAACUACUUUUUUUCAAGAACAACAGCCUAAAACUCAAAUGUCUAUUAAGCCAUUUUGUAACAGUGCAGAAUGAAAGAUAGCUGCACUCAAGAUAAUAGAUUUAUUUAAUCCUGGUGACAUAUCAGUGACUGAUAAGAAUAUCCAUAUAAAUUAAUAUUAUAUGUGAAUCAAGGCUUUAAGCUUCCUUUUGUGUUUCCUUGUUUAGGUUGUGUUUUUUUGUUGUUGUUGUUCUUAAAUUGUUUUAUUUUAUUUAAAAUAUUACAUUCUAAUGUAUUUGUUCAUAAGUUCUCGAUGCUCUCUGCUCUAUGAUAAAUAUGAUCAAAUACUGACACCUUGAGGACA
Oryzias melastigma (Indian medaka) is the source of this 2083-nucleotide messenger RNA. Its product is annotated as P2Y purinoceptor 1. Lineage: Eukaryota; Metazoa; Chordata; Actinopteri; Beloniformes; Adrianichthyidae. The transcript has 2 exons. Gene Ontology annotation, molecular function: neuropeptide receptor activity. Gene Ontology annotation, cellular component: membrane. The coding region runs from base 345 to 1304 and encodes 319 amino acids. The record is from RefSeq and is a predicted model, not a curated record. Gene Ontology annotation, biological process: G protein-coupled receptor signaling pathway.